Molecule: messenger RNA, 204 nt
Organism: Aspergillus glaucus CBS 516.65
Lineage: Eukaryota; Fungi; Ascomycota; Eurotiomycetes; Eurotiales; Aspergillaceae
Exons: 1
Source: RefSeq, a predicted model, not a curated record
UCUGAGAUAUGCCAUGACAUUGGCAUUGUCUUGUUGGGUGAUUUUCAAAGGUCUUUCAUCUGUACACAGUUGGAUAGCCUCUUUGCAGUGUUGAAAAGAAGUGCCUAUCAUGAGCUGGAUAUGGAUGAGGUGAUUGAUCAAAUGGAAAGCCGUACUCCAUCAUCACCCAACACCUAUCAACUGAUUUCAUACACGAUAUACUGA